Molecule: messenger RNA, 5105 nt
Organism: Daphnia carinata
Lineage: Eukaryota; Metazoa; Arthropoda; Branchiopoda; Diplostraca; Daphniidae
Gene: Nup214
Product: nuclear pore complex protein Nup214-like
Exons: 10
Coding region: 76-5013 (1645 amino acids)
Biological process (GO): protein import into nucleus; RNA export from nucleus
Cellular component (GO): nuclear pore
Molecular function (GO): protein binding; structural constituent of nuclear pore
Source: RefSeq, a predicted model, not a curated record
AUUGUAACAGAAGUUAAAAACGUGUGAAAUUGGUGAUAGUUUCGUUUUCUGUAGGAAAAUUUCGUUGAUUUAAGAAUGGCUAGCGCCCCUGAUCCUGCUGAAGUCUUGGACUUCAAAAUGAAGCAGUUAUGUAGAUUUAGAGUCACUACGAAGAAGUAUGAUGUCCAGGACAAUUCCUCAUUGAUAGCCACCUCACAUUUGUAUGGAUUGGUCUUUGUUGGUACACCGGAUAAGCUGGUUGUCAUCAAAGUGGCAGACCUUGUGCAGAUUGAUCAUGCAUCUUCCAAGAAAUCCGAAAUUUCAUCAUUUCCCUCAAAGGAAAUUCUUUUGCCCAGCAAACCUAUUUUCGUAGCAUUGAGCUGUGAUAAUCUUUCCUUGAUGGUCUGCCUUCAAAUGUCUGGAUGCCCAGUAGGCUGGAUGUAUGAUGUCCGUGGAUUUGCAAGACAGACAGGAGAAUGGAACCCAUUUCAAGAAAUUAGGCUUUCAUCUACAGAUGGAAUAACAGUGAGUGAUUGUGCGUGGAACCCCACUAUACCUGGUCUAGUUGCUGUUAGCCUAAGUGAUGGAUCUUUAGUUGCAGUUGAAAUUAAUAACACCCAAUUCUCCAUAAUUAGCCUUCCAUCAAACACACAAGCCCAAGCCAUUUCUUGGAGUCCCAAAGGCAAACAGCUUGUUGUGGCCAGGCCUGGAAAACUAGUUCAAUACAAACCUGAUUUAAAAGAAGCCAAAACAACAGCGUUUAGUGGUAGCGAUGUCCACAUGAACACACCGGUUGCCUGUGGGCUUCAAUGGCUUUCAACAUCUCAAUUUCUCGUGACAUUCAUCGAUCAAGAUGAUCCAAAUUCACGCCCUCAUCUCCAUAUCGUCAAUGUGCAGAAAUCGGGGGCUACGACUUUCAUAGAUUAUGACGAUGUUUGCUACGGUAGCCCUUCUGGAAGACCACAUAAGUAUCUUACACAGAGUAUACCUUCUUGGAAUGUUUUAUUAGCAUCUUCAGCGAAUGCAAUAGAAAUUGCUGUUCUCGGCCAGACGGGAGGUGGGGAUGCUGAUCAUCCUGAAUGGAGGCAAUGGACGUUGGAAGGUGAAUGGCGAGCUGAACUACCACUCGAUGAAAAUACGGAGACGAACCCAAUGGGAAUGGCCAUCGACACUACAAGCCAAACUCCUAUUAGCUGGGAUGACAACCAGACAUUACCACCUGCACCGAUACUUUUCGUUCUAAGCACCCACGGUUUGCUUUGCCCUUUUCAUAUAAUAAACCAGAAGAAUCCCACACCCGUGAACCAGGUACCUCAACAAUUGUCGGUGACCGGUGAGAGGCCAGCGCGAAGUGGAAUUGGACUUAAAACGGCACCACUAGCAGCUUCAACUCCAUUGCCUUCUGCCCCUAAAGUAGGCAUUCCCAGAACAAACCUUGGAGAGCGGUUCGCCACGUUCGCCGAACCUCCUUCCUUGACAGUCCCAACUACAACGCAUUCAGUGUCAGGUCCUGCCGUCCUCGAUAAGGUUUUCGGUAACAAACCUCUUCAGCCCAGCGUACCAUCAGCAACCGCGGAUAACGGGGCAUUCCUGCCUGCGCCUGUUGCACCUGUGAAGGCAGAAGCCACUCCUGUUGUUCCAAGCGCUGUUAAAUUAGCAAGUCAAACCGUGGCGACAGAACAGCCAAAUGUUCAGGCGUCCGUGGAUGCUGCAACUGCAAUUUUACGUGAUGAAGUUGUCAAAUUUGUUCAAGACUUGGAAGAGUUCAAAACGCGUUCGUCGUCUUUGAAAGUUACAGUUGCUAGUGAAGAAGAUAAACAGCGAUUGUUGAAACUGACUUCUGAUCUGUCUGGCUUUGGUGUGGAUCUAGUUGAUACCACGAAAAUGCAAGACGAAGAAGUUAGAGGCUUGUGCACUGAUUUAGUUGAAGUUGCCGCACUUCUAGAAGAUGCCCGUGUACGACACGCUCGUCGUAAGAAUUCCCGCUACAGCCACUUGCUCAAAUUACGGCCUUUAGAUCCAGGUAAUCGCCGAAAAAUGGACGAUAUCGAGCGUUUGCACAUUCAUAUAGAACAACAGCUUGUGGAAGCUUCACGAUGCCUAGAUUCUAUCAGUCGCGAACGUACUAGAGACAGCAAUCGAAAAGUUGAAAUCCCCAUAACUCAGGUGAUUUAUGAAGCGAUCAGAAACAACGCCAAAGUUAUAUCACAGUUAAAGUCUCGGGUAGAACGCAUCAUAGCCCAGAGCAAGGAACAGCAGUUAAAAAUCGCCGGAGCUGCUUUCGAAGUCCUAAGGCCGAAGGGAGCUGAUGACUCGUGCAAGUGGGAAUCCGAAUUGGCUGUUCUGGCCGACUCACUUCUAACAUCAAGUAUAAAAAGUGAAACUGGCAUACACGCACCACAUCCAGUCAUCCCACAAGUAUCCCCUGAAAAACAAGCAAUGCUCAGGAGCGUACUAGCGCAUAGGCCUGUGGCUCGCAUUCGAGCUGUACGCCCAGAAUCAGUUGCAGAAUCACGUUUGCUGUCAAACCUCUCCGGUUUCAUGCACAAGGAAGAUAAAAGCGCGUCGACUGCUGCAUCGAAUUCCAUCAUUUCACAAGCGUCGUCCAAGAAUUCCGUGCUGAAUGCUAGAGAUACUUCACUUUCGUCACCUGUGGAAAUCAAACCACAGUUACCGAAAUUGGGAUCAGCAAACAUUGGAGGCAAUGCUGUAACUCCGGUAGCCUUGACACGUGCUCCUCUUGCCAAGUUUGUUCCCCAACCAACUCCCGAGGUAGAAGACGUCACUCCGCCAUCCUCACCAGUAAACUUGGAUCAAAAAGCGAAAGAUAUUGGUAGUGCGCUAAUGAUGAGCAGUUUCAGUUUACCUUCGCGUAUCACAACAACUACUGUAGCAGACGACAAACCGACUUCGAAGUUAGCCGAUGUGAAACCAACCGUCUCUUUGCCUACUUCUCUUCCACCACCUUACGAACCAAAACCAACGUUUGCUACAAUGCCGACAUCGAUACCUAGUCUGUCGUUUGGAACUCCUAAGCAGACCCCUCAGCAAUCUGGGCUAGGAUCGACAAGUCUCUCCGGCAAGUCAUCAUUUGCUUCCGCAUUUAGCGCUGCGUCUACACCUUCCACUACUCCGGCGACUGCACCAUCCAAAGUGACGGCCGAAAGUACGUCAUUGUUUGCUGCUUUAGGCACACCUGCUGUUCCAACAACAGUCCAGUCACAACCAACUAAGAGUUUAAGCACACCGUCGUUUGGACUGGCGUUUCCCCCUGUCACACCUACGUCCGCGCCCAGUCCUGUGCCAACCAAACCAGCAGAACAAGUUCCAGCUCUAAAAACGAGCUUUUCGUUUAACUCUUUAGCAACAGCUGUUGCAGCACCAACUCCGACUGUCGUGACAACGUCCACUGUGCCAGCUGCCGGGGCGCUUCCAAAUUUUACAUUCGCUUCUUCUACGCUCGCGACGACCACAACUGCAUCGCCUACGAUUGCUACCACCACUACUGCUCCCUUGUCUUUUGUAACACCUCAGUCGUCCUCCUCGAUUAGUACUUCGAGCAGCGAUGGUUUUGCUACGACUGUUAAACCGACUGCAGCGCCAACAAAUUUCUCUUUCAAUCUGGCCAAAGUUCCGAGCUCAUCGAGUGUCACCGCACCAGCAGCCGCACCUUUCACGUUCAACCCUUCCGGAGCUGGCUUGGCCACCACCGGUGCUACCCCAACAAUAUUUUCAACGCCUAGUUCUACAGCAGUGGCCGGAUCGCUGUUUUCGUUAACUUCAACAACCAAAACGCCAACCGCCUUCGGUGUCGUAAGCACCGUUGCACCAGCAACUACACCGACCUCCUCACUCUUUGGCCAGACUCCAGCAGUGUCUGCUGCGGCAACAUCAGCUCCGGCAAUUUCAUCUCUUUUUGGUCAGUCCUCUACCUCGACCGUGGCACCUAGUACCUCUACCACAGGUGUAACACCUUUGUUUGGUCAAGGCCAACCUGCCAGCUCAUUGGCUACAGGUGCCACUGUAACGCAACCCGCUUUUGGACUUACCACUGCAAAUGCAGCUGCCACUCCAGCACCGGCAGUUACGACAAUUUUCGGCCAGCCAACCACUACAUCGCAGAACACUGGAAGUUUGUUCGGCCAGCCUUCUAAUCCGCCAGCCGGACUGUUUUCAUCCCCGUUUGGACAAGGAAGUUUCGGGCAAUCAACUUCUACUACAUCUAGUACAGUAAAUACACCACUCUUUGGACAAUCGACUUUUGGCAAACCAGCUCUACCUCAGACAAGCGUAGCUCCGUCCGUCUCAUCUUUCGGAUCACCGCCUGUGUUUGGACAGACCAGUGGAGCAGCCACUGGAUUGUCAGCUGGAAGCGUUUUUGGACAAGGCACCACUGCGACUACGACCCCGAUCAAACCGUUAUUUGGUGGAUCUGCAUUUGGACAGACUCCGACCAAUGCUGCGGCCAAUGCUUCAUCCCCGAGCCAAGGCUUUGGAGCUAAUAUGUUUGGUAACAUGGGCUUAGGUGGCACUCCGAAUGCUGCCAACGCCAAUCGAAACGCUUUUGGUGGUGGAACGGUUUUCGGCAGCGCAACCCCGUCUGGUCAAGGAACGUUUGGCAGCACGGCUGGAUCGUCUUCUUUCGGAGCUCAAACAGCUACCCCGUCUGCUGCUCCUUCGUUUGGCAGUCCUUCGCAACCCAGUUUUGGAGGGUUCAGUCAGACCCAACCAGCCUUUGGUGGAGCUGCAACAUUCGGUGGUUCUCCGUUGUUUGGAAGUAAACCAACUUUCGGUGGUGGACCGACAUUUGGUUCCCCAGUUAGUAGCCUUGCGGCACCUAAACAGGAAGCAGGAUUUGGUGCGUUCGCUGCCUCUAAUAACGUCCCCACAUUUGGAGUGCUCGCAAGUUCUGGACCGUCUUUCGAAGCCUUGGCAAGUAGCAGCAAUUCGCAACCGGCAUUUGGAGGGGCAGCGUUUCCAUCCACCAAUCCACCAUCCUUUGGAGGGGGAAGCUCUUUUUCUUCAUGGCGUUAGAUUUGUUAAGCGUUCGCCAUUUUUUCGCCAAAUUUGUUGUUUUGUAACUUCGUGUCUGAACUUGAAAACCCGAAUAAAUCCUGUACGUUCUA